Messenger RNA from Protopolystoma xenopodis, 222 nucleotides. NCBI's taxonomy places the organism in Eukaryota, Metazoa, Platyhelminthes, Monogenea, Polystomatidea, Polystomatidae. The record is from the annotation of a GenBank genome assembly.
AUGGUUUCUGUCUUUCUGGCAGGCUUAAAUGAUCGUGGCGUUUUGCCAUAUUUUCCCAAUUUUUCUCAGAGCCAAAGCAUCAUUUUGCCUGAAGUACCAGCUCUUGGUACACUUGGCGACUAUGAAAUGCAAACACUUGGGUCACAACGGAACAAGUCACCUGACAAAAGGUCCGAUGUGACAAUCGAGGAAGCAAUGCAUUCUGCAGUCAUCUCCGCCUGA